Glycine soja is the source of this 769-nucleotide messenger RNA. RefSeq lists its product as uncharacterized. The coding region runs from base 145 to 456 and encodes 103 amino acids. Lineage: Eukaryota; Viridiplantae; Streptophyta; Magnoliopsida; Fabales; Fabaceae. The transcript has a single exon. The record is from RefSeq and is a predicted model, not a curated record.
UUUCACACUCAACUUGAUGUUGAAGAAGAUUCCUAUUAUUUAGUGUAACCCAACUGUACAAAACAGACAAGAAGAGGCCUUCACUCUGAACCAAAUACCAUAGUCUUCUCUUUGUCUGAGAAAAUAGUUCCCCCCAAAAAUAAAAUGAACAAGGGUCUCUCCUUUGUGCUGCUGAUUCUUCUGAUCCACUACAACAACGUUGUCAACGCCAACAACAAAAACUGUGUCACAGAGGAUUGCCUCAUCGGCAACAAUGAUUUGGAAUCAGAAUUCUACUUCGGUUCCCAUGUGGCCAGAAUGCUCUACGAUGUGAGCCAAUCUGUGUCUGGCCAAACAGGCAAUUCAAACAACAAAGCUGUUAAUUGUCCACAAAGCAAUGGCUACCGAACCUGCUUGCCUUCCAAAAACGGUGGUGGCCCUAACCAAAGUUGUGGCGAUUACACCAGGGUUUGCUAAAGAACAUGUUCCAAUCCUUGUAAUUUCAUUUCUCAUUUUUAAGGUUGUCAUAUGAUGGAGAAUCUUAUUUAUUUUAGUUUAAUUUCCCUAUGUUAUUGUCUUCUUUUUUAUAUUCAUAAGUCAGGUACAGGAAGUUUGUUUAUAACAAUCCUGUUAUUGUUAGUAUUACUGUAUGUAAUAUUUAAUGUUUUCAGUUCAUACUUUUGUUGUGGUUGUAUUGUUAUUGUGCCAUCAGUUUAUCAAAUGUGGAUAAGAAUAAUUCCAUGUGAGAUGGGAAAUAAUAAUAUAUUAUUGCCUGAAGUAAUUUCUGGAA